Messenger RNA from Rhincodon typus (whale shark), 1850 nucleotides. Its product is annotated as GTP-binding protein Rhes-like. Lineage: Eukaryota; Metazoa; Chordata; Chondrichthyes; Orectolobiformes; Rhincodontidae. Bases 211 to 1020 code for a protein of 269 amino acids. The record is from RefSeq and is a predicted model, not a curated record. Gene Ontology annotation, molecular function: GTPase activity; GTP binding. The transcript is spliced from 3 exons.
ACCCGCCCCUGUGCUGGGAGCUGAGGCCAGGAGCUGCUUACUGAGCAGAGCUGGAGCCAUUCGGGCCAUCUUCAGCGAGCAGCUGCCAGGAUUCUGGCUGAAGGUGACAUGGUCCCCGGGCACUGAGCUCCAUUCCCCGGAGCCACCUCCCUCCUGCUGCCGGACACCGGGGACAGGGGCCGAAGCUCCGUCGCAAGAAAGGUGAAGGCCAUGAUGAAGACUUUCCACUCCACUCCUGCCAUGCUGAAUGUUCCAGCCAAGAAUUCCUACCGAAUGGUUAUCCUGGGAGCCUCCAAGGUGGGAAAGUCUUGUAUUGUCUCCCGUUUUCUGAACAGCCGGUUUGAGGAGCAGUACACUCCCACCAUCGAGGAUUUCCAUCGUAAGGUCUACAACAUUCGCGGGGAUGUCUACCAGCUUGACAUACUCGACACAUCAGGGAAUCACCCCUUCCCCGCCAUGAGAAGACUCUCCAUCCUGACAGGCGAUGUUUUUAUCCUGGUUUUCAGUCUCGAUAACCGCGGCUCCUUUGACGAGGUCGAGCGGCUGCGGAGGCAGAUUAUUGAGUGUAAGACAUGCCUAAAGGACAAGACAAAGGCGGCGGCGGCGGCCGCCAUUCCCAUGGCGGUGUGUGGGAACAAGUCGGACCGGGCCGAGCUGCACCGGGAGGUGAGGGCCGAGGAGGCCGAGCGCCUGGUCGCCGGGGACGCUAACAGCGCCUACUUCGAGAUCUCCGCCAAGAAGAACUCCAACGUAGAGGAGAUGUUCCGGGCUCUCUUCAGUAUGGCCAAGCUGCCCCAUGAAAUGAGCCCGGCCCUGCACCGCCGGCUUUCGGUACAAUACUCCGAGGCUCUUCACCGCAAGUCGUUCCGCCUGCGGCGCGGGGCCAAGGAGGUCGGCGCUUUCGGGAUGGUAUCACCCCUGGCCCGCAGGCCUAGCCUGAACAGCGACCUGAGGUAUAUCAAGGAGAAGGUGCUGGGCCGUGGGGAGGAUCGUCAGCGAGAGAAAUGUCUUAUCCAGUGACUGGCAGCACCGAGGGGAACAGAUCCAGCCUCUCGGCAUUCACAAUAUAAACUGCAGCUCCUGGUAACUUUAACAUAAUGUCAACCCUUUCAGUAUCAAGUUAUUUCGCGGUGUGAGACCUAAGGGAUUGCUCCAACUAUCUCGGUGCGAUCUCUGUAACAUGCGGGCCAUUGCAGCUCAUUCCCAACUGUUGGCUACUUAAAGGCGUGGGAUGAGUUGUUUCUGGCUGUGGACAACUGUCUCUGUUCACGGCUUCGCGUUUAUUUCUGUGUAAUUCUCAGUACUUUACUGGAUUGAUAUCCUUUCCUUUGUACAAUAUCAUUUCACAGAAUCUGCAGUAACUACCUAAAUGUCUAAAUCUUCUCACGCUACUCUGAAAGUUUAGACUACACUCAAUCCAUCUGCCUGUUCUAAUCCCAUUACCUCCUUCCUACGUGACCACUGUCUCAUCCUGCUCUCAGCCUGUCUUACCCCAACCACUCAGCUUGUGCUUACUGUCUGAUUCUUGUCCAGUCUUCACCCUCCCCACAGCUCCUACCUGCUGCCCCAACCCUGUCCACUGUUCCUUACACACUCUCUUACCCUCUCUUUCUACCCCUACCCAGCUCAUGCCCAAUUUCUCUCUCUCAUUCUUUGUCUGCUCCUGCACCUAGUCCUGACCCUGUCCACUGACUUUCACUGCACACUUCCAGGACACAAGAAUAUAUUAUUUCUGUUCUACACCCAUGCCCCUUUCUGUUGUAUCCAUUUCUCAUUGCUUUCCCUCCAGCUCAUUCCAUUCUAGUCAUGUUUUCUGCAGUGAGAUUCAAUAAAGGUGAAACUUGCCAUAA